GAACCAUUUACAGGAAGAGGGUUGGGUGGUGUGUAGGGUGUUCAAGAAACGAGCUCCUACCGCUCGAAAAGUGAGUGACGAUAUGCCGUGGUAUGACAUGGAACAAGGAUCGCUCGUUAGAGACAUCGACUCACCGAGGACUUUGCCUUUGCAAUCUGCCUUAGAAUACAAUCGCCAACUCUUCUACAAGCACGAGAAGAAGUUUCAAUACCACUCCCCACAAGAGUACACUUAUCAUGAAGUACUUCCACCAAUUGAGAGCCCCAAUAGCAAUGGCAAUUACAUGAACCAUGGAAGCUCUCUCCGAUCCAUCUUCUCGGAGAACAAUGAAGCAAUUGUGCAACCUAGACACCAACUUGAGGUGAUCGAGAUUGACAACAACACUGAGAACAUUAGCCAAGCUUCUGACCUAGUGACCGAUUGGAGGGUUUUCGAUAAGUUUGUCGCCUCCCAACUUAGCCAUGAUGCUUCAAAGGAAGCAAUGUACUCAGAGGAAGCUGAACACAUACUUCAAGUCACUGAAGAACAAGAAGUUGGCAUGGAGCUACCAUCUACAUCGACCGCAAGCUGCCAAAUUUAUCCAUGGAAAUGAAUCAAACAACAAAGCAGAAUUGAAUUCUAGAACAAUUGAAACCAUAUAUAUAUAUAGCUAGCUACUCUUAUUGUGCAAACUA
Molecule: messenger RNA, 674 nt
Organism: Zingiber officinale
Lineage: Eukaryota; Viridiplantae; Streptophyta; Magnoliopsida; Zingiberales; Zingiberaceae
Product: NAC domain-containing protein 7-like
Exons: 1
Coding region: 83-592 (169 amino acids)
Source: RefSeq, a predicted model, not a curated record